Molecule: messenger RNA, 1347 nt
Organism: Solanum verrucosum
Lineage: Eukaryota; Viridiplantae; Streptophyta; Magnoliopsida; Solanales; Solanaceae
Exons: 5
Coding region: 1-1347 (448 amino acids)
Molecular function (GO): zinc ion binding; nucleic acid binding
Source: RefSeq, a predicted model, not a curated record
AUGCCGAGGGAAACUGAUACUUGUCAUAGUUGUGGCAAAUUAGGGCACUGGGCAACACAAUGUCCCAACAACAACGAUUUCGUCGGAGCUGAUGGUAAGAAAUUUCGACGUUCCCUGCCCUGCCGUUGCGGCGCUGGCUCUUGCAAACUUUUCACCUCUAACACCCUUAAAAACCCUGGACGCAAUUUCUACCGCUGCCCCGCCAACGACAAAACAAAGUGUCAGUUUUUCAAGUGGGCUGACGAGAUAAAUUUAGACGAAUUUAUCAACGUUCCGCUUUGCCGUUGCGGUGCUGACUUUUGUCGCGUGAGACCUAAUGCGGAUCGGAUCUUCUUCAUCUGUCCGAUACAAAAGGGACAUGGAGCUUGUGACUUCAAACUAUGGCUAGAUUCUGAGGAAGCAGUAGCACGAAGCACCAAAGUAAAUGAAAGCACUAGUUCAUAUCUGUCGACAUUGACUAGCAUUGAUGUCAGUCAUGUAUCUAGUGACUUGGUUGAGGAAUGCAAUGUAAGAUUUGGAGUCGGUCAUACGGACACAUCCCCUGAAGAGAUUUAUAAUCACCUCAACACUUUUCCUGCAACAACUGGACCAGUGAAGAGUCACACAGUAAUUUUAGAGGAUUUAAUUGGAGAGGACGAGGUGUUGGAUGAACCUUCAAGAAAGCACUGCAAAAGAUUGCGAUAUGAUGAGCUGAAAUUUGGUGAUACUUCUCUUCUCUCUUCAAUUGGAUGUGUGCAAUUGCCAACAACCAAGUCAAGGAACUGUUUGGCUGAAGAAAGGCUUCAUCUGUCUCUUCUGGAAUCUGAGGGGGAGAUUCAUCCAAUACAGACUAAAGUUCGCAAACAGAUUCUUGUAGAGGUUUCAGGUUUGUGUAGAAACUUACUUUUCUUCUCCUGUUUUCUGAUUUGUUCAUUUGGUUCUUCCGUAGCUCAUUCUUUUGCCUCACCAAUGCAUUUGGUGGCAACAGUGGAUUGGAUGUUGAAUUCUAUUCAUCAAAAUUUAGAUCUUACACUUCAGGGUUGGUGGGGAAGGCUUGUGUUCCAUCCUCCUCGGUGCUUGAUGGUACCCUCGGUAGAGCGUUUUACUUCCUAUAUUUUUUCUCCUGAGCCCAUUUUUAUCCUUCAAGAUAUGGGUGAAGAAGAUGAUGCUUCCCUAGCCACUCAGCCAAGAAAUCUUUUACCAACUGAAAUUAACAUUUGUACAGUGCUUACUGUUGAUGAAGAUGUGCAGCUCAUAGACUCUCUCAAAAAAAAGUAUGAUGGAAAAAGUUUCCAUGGAGGUGGACAAAGCAACAUUAUGAGGUGCUCGAUCUCAAAGGUGUUUUUGCAGGCUGUUGAUCGUCUUUAG